Messenger RNA from Sparassis crispa, 498 nucleotides. RefSeq lists its product as hypothetical. NCBI's taxonomy places the organism in Eukaryota, Fungi, Basidiomycota, Agaricomycetes, Polyporales, Sparassidaceae. The coding region runs from base 1 to 498 and encodes 165 amino acids. The record is from RefSeq and is a predicted model, not a curated record. The transcript has 2 exons.
AUGUCCACGAGCAUCGAACAAGCGAUCUGCACCCUCGUGCGCCAGAACAAACCACUCGACAUCAUAAAUGUGCUCACAGCAUACCUGCACAUCGUCGGGUACAUCGAAGGUGCGGAUCUCACGGGCGUGCGUCUCGUCCCCGACGCAAUCAUCGCCUUCGAACAUGCGCUCGACAAGCAGCCCGUGCCCCGUGUCCGCUCGCCACGGGCCACGGCGCCGUUCACUGAGCGGCCGUAUGCGGUGGAGAUCGCGGAACUGAGGAAACAGUAUUGGACAGAGAUGAUGGAUAUAGGCGGGUUUUCGCGAUGUACGUGCGCGGCUUGCGGGCACCGAUUCACGUAUGUCCCUGAGGAGAUGAUAGGGGAAAACGAUGCGGUUCCGCGGCAGAAACGCGUCGGUGGCUUGCGCCGAAAGCCAAAGAGGAAGGGCAUCUCAAAGAACAGCACUACCUCGUUUGAUCCAUACGGCCCUUCGUCUAGCAGGGCAGUCGCCUGUUGA